AUGCCUGAGCAAGUAUCAACUCCCCGCGGUGGCCGCUUGCUGAAAGCGUUAAGCCGACAUCUUUCCCAUCGGGGCGCUGACGUUGAGUACCUUGGCAGCUCAAGCAGCAGUGACAGUGUAUCUUGUGAACAAGGCAAAACCGACGACCGGUUAUCGUAUUCUCCUAGUGAUUCCGGAAGCGAUGGCUCUAAGAGACAACGCAGGCAUCGUUCAACUGUCUCCUUACGUCGUAUGUUCGAAAGCUUGAACUUGACAUCAAGAUCUCAAUCAUGCUCAUCAUCUGAGCGCCACCACCAAAAAAAGAAGCAGCAACAGCCGAAGCGCAUCCUUCGACAACCCGUCACGUACACAUACGUUCGAGGCCUCUCAGGUCUGCCGACACAAAGAGUACCACGUCACACAGUGUACUGUUCAUCGUUGGGACUUAACCGAUAA
This is a messenger RNA of Diatraea saccharalis (sugarcane borer), 435 nucleotides long. The record is from the annotation of a GenBank genome assembly. NCBI's taxonomy places the organism in Eukaryota, Metazoa, Arthropoda, Insecta, Lepidoptera, Crambidae.